CCCGCCCGACCCCCCGCCGCCCCACGCGUCCGCCACUCACUCUGCACCCACCGCACAUGCUGAGCCCGCGCACCACCCCCUCUGCGCCCUUGACGAUAUGUCACCAGUACUUAGGUCUAAUCCACUAUACAGAGAGGAAGAGGAGCAGGAGGUAGUGAUCAUUGUGGACUCGCUGGAGGAGCCAGCGGAGCCGGAGCCCGCAGGUGCCCCCCGCGUGCCCCGCCGCGCACCCUCCACCUCUUCAGGGUACGGGAGCGGCGGCGGCAGUGCGGGGCGUGUGUCACCAACCUUACCAAAGAUAGAGUACACGCCGGAUCUGUCCCGCGGCGCGGAUACGGAGCGCUCUCCUGCCUCAGAUUCAGACUGCGAAAAGUCUGGCUCCCGCGCUUCUGAGUCCGCCUCAGAUGACAGCCCCGACUGUACGCUGUCCAGGAGCCUCAAGGACGAAAUAAGAGCGUGUUUGGGUGGAUGCAGAUGGGACAAGGAAGUGAGCGAAUUGGUUGCGGCGGCGGCACGAGGUGCGGGCGGCGUGUGCGCGGCGCGGGCGCGGCUGCAUGCGGCCCUGCGCGCGCUGCACGAGCUCCCCGCACUCCCCCCGGCACCGGCGCACCCCGCCACGCCCUACUGCGGGCCCGGCGUGCGCCCCGGCGACGUCACCAUGCGUCCCAAGCACGAAAUGUCCCUAUUGGUGAGUACUGACUAG
Papilio machaon (common yellow swallowtail) is the source of this 703-nucleotide messenger RNA. RefSeq lists its product as uncharacterized. The coding region runs from base 98 to 703 and encodes 201 amino acids. The transcript has 4 exons. NCBI's taxonomy places the organism in Eukaryota, Metazoa, Arthropoda, Insecta, Lepidoptera, Papilionidae. The record is from RefSeq and is a predicted model, not a curated record.